UGUCCUUGUUUUCACCCUGCUUCACUCGUGCGGCAAUUCACUCAAUCCAAUAUCCAACUUGAUUCAAACAAGUUUGAAGAAGAAACGCUUCCAUGGUACACGCCGGAUCGCUCUUAUCCUGUGAAAAUCGGCGAAGUUUUCCAAUAUAGGUACCAAGUUAUUGGAAAAAUAGGAUAUGGGGCAUACUCGACGGCGUGGCUUUGCAAGGAUCUCCCAGAAGGCGAAGCCUACGACCUUCUUAACGCGUCUGCUGUAUCGUAUAGUGCAUCCCAUGACGGUGCCAUGUUAGUUCGCACGGUGCUGGAUAGCUUCCAGAUCGCUGCACAAGGACUCUACCAGUGUAUUGUGCACCAGCCUCUAGGCAUAAGUCUAUAUGAGCUCCGAACUCAGUCCGCAGCCAAAGUACUACCAGAGAAAUUAGUGAAAUUGAUUCUGAUGCAUUUCCUACUUGCUCUUGAUUAUCUCCAUACAGAAGUUGGCAUUAUCCACGCCGAAACCAAUGUUAUGAUCGGUAUUGAAGAUCCUUCAAUCUUAGCUAAUUUUGAGGGAGAGAAAUCCAAUCCUAGUUAG
This is a messenger RNA of Penicillium samsonianum, 570 nucleotides long. Its product is annotated as kinase-like domain-containing protein. The record is from RefSeq and is a predicted model, not a curated record. The annotation marks the transcript as partial. The transcript has 3 exons. Gene Ontology annotation, biological process: spliceosomal complex assembly; regulation of mRNA processing. NCBI's taxonomy places the organism in Eukaryota, Fungi, Ascomycota, Eurotiomycetes, Eurotiales, Aspergillaceae.